AUGUCGCUUCCAUUCUUUGGCGGUAGUCAAUCCGCUCGCGCACAGGAGAAAGCUCCGAGCAAGAGCAAGUCGAUGUUCAAGCUGACCAAGCUGAACAAGGCUCUGGGCGGACUGCUGUGUCUCAGCUUGGCGAGGAAAGGAGCCUUGUGUUGCAAUUUGACCUGCUCCUGCUUCAACGACGUGGAGAGCGCAGAGGCUGCCAAAGCCAAGGAAAGGAGGUGAGUGUAUGCGCUCCCUGUGCUCGCCUCCGGAGAUUUUUCUGAUUCGCCUCGCUAAACUCUUCAUCCGCGUCGUGCUUCCAGCGCAUCUCACGAAGCAUCUGCAGCGCGAUGGCAGUAUCGCUCUCAGAAAGCAGAGCAUCAAGCCGCUCGAAGAGCAGCCAAGGACGAGAGGCGCGAGUCCAGGCUGGAUGCAAAGGCCGAGGCGAGAGCUUCCAAAAGGGCUCAUCUGGCAGAGAAAAGGAGCGCUCGAAGAGAAGCUUCCAAGGCCAAGCACGAAGACAAAAAGGCAGCGGCACGUGAAGCGCAACGUGAGAAGAUCGAGAGAAGACGCAGCAGCAGGGGAAGGGCCGGAUCGGCUGACGCGAUCAAUGCUCCUGCCAUGUCCAUUGCUGACACACCGGUAUCAUCUACGACGACUUCUGCGCCUUACGCUAUCCCUUUGGACUCCAACCCGACGACCACUGCCGCCUCUUCCAUCUGGCCUACGAUGCCGGUGCCCGUGCUGACGCAACACACUGUCGCGACUACCGCUCCCGUGUCUGCCCCUGUUGAAACGGUCGCUCCAACGCCGACCCUUUCCCAUCCAUCCGCUUCGACUGCCAGCAACAACGUAGCACAAGCUGCGGGGGAAUCAUCGCGUCCAUCAAAGCACGAAGCUCGCAAAGCAGCCAAGGAGCGCAAAGAGCGCCGAUACGAGAAGAAGCAAGAAGUCAAAUCUCAUCGUCGAGAAGAGAGAAGAGAAGAAAAGGUUCAAAAGAGGUUGGAUAGGAAGGAAAAGAGGAGGCAGAAGGGUAGGGGGAGCGCUUCGAGCUACGUGCUCGGUGCGGAUGGACAAGCUUCUACUGGAUAUACUGAACAUGGUGAUGAGACCUCGACAUCUCCUUCCACUCCUACUUCUCCCGCUCCGCCUUACCCGAGUCAGCCGAUGACACACUCCACUUCUGUGGCACCCGCCAUCGUCAGCGAGGAGCCGACGCGAACCGCACAGGACUCGCAAGCCUCUGAUGCUCAUGUGCGCGAGCGACCGUAG
Ceraceosorus bombacis is the source of this 1251-nucleotide messenger RNA. The record is from the annotation of a GenBank genome assembly. NCBI's taxonomy places the organism in Eukaryota, Fungi, Basidiomycota, Exobasidiomycetes, Ceraceosorales, Ceraceosoraceae.